Arabis nemorensis is the source of this 1200-nucleotide messenger RNA. The record is from the annotation of a GenBank genome assembly. Lineage: Eukaryota; Viridiplantae; Streptophyta; Magnoliopsida; Brassicales; Brassicaceae.
AUGAAGCACAAAGUCUCCAAGAGAGUCAUUUCUCUCAAAUGGGUUCCUUUUCUCUGCAUCUCUUUCUUCGCUCUCGGAGCUAUUUUCACCUUCAGGUCAUCGGAGCCGUCGUGGGAUUCCGGAAAUCAGCUAGUUUCACAGCGCCGUCGUGAUCAUGAACUUCAGAUUGUAUCAGACGAUUGUGCUCAUAAGAAAAAAGAAACACAAGAGAAAGAUGUAAUGGAUGAAGUAUUAAGAACUCAUGAAGCAAUACAGGUUGACAGGUCAUUGGAUAAGUCAGUUUCCACGCUUCAAAUGCAGUUUUCUUCUACAAGGACCUCCUCUCAAGAGACGGUUGAUAGAUCGGAAACAACCACCUCUUUAACGGGAGCUAAACCGAGGAAAAAAGUGUUCAUGGUUAUGGGAAUUAAUACCGCAUUUAGCAGUAGAAAACGGCGUGAUUCAGUCAGAGAAACAUGGAUGCCUCAAGGGGAGAAGCUUGAAAAAUUGGAAAAAGAGAAAGGGAUUGUGAUUAAGUUCAUGAUUGGACACAGUGCGACAUCAAAUAGCAUUUUGGAUAGAGCUAUUGAUUCAGAAGAUGCUCAACACAAAGACUUCCUUAGGCUGGAGCAUGUUGAAGGAUAUCAUGAACUCUCUGCAAAAACCAAAAUAUUCUUUUCCACUGCAGUAGCGAGAUGGGAUGCAGAGUUCUAUAUCAAGGUUGAUGAUGAUGUUCAUGUCAAUCUCGGUAUGCUUGCUUCCACACUUGCCCGUCAUCGCUCAAAGCCGAGGGUCUAUAUUGGGUGUAUGAAAUCAGGACCUGUUCUUGCUCUAAAGACAGUGAAGUACCAUGAACCUGAGUAUUGGAAAUUUGGAGAGGAUGGUAACAAAUACUUUCGACAUGCUACAGGACAGAUCUAUGCCAUCUCCAAGGAUCUUGCCAAUUACAUAUCCGUCAACCAGCCGAUUUUGCAUAAGUAUGCAAAUGAAGAUGUGUCUUUGGGGUCAUGGUUUAUCGGACUUGAGGUUGAACAUAUUGACGACCGGAACUUUUGUUGUGGGACUCCUCCAGAUUGUAGAUGGAAGGCAGAGGCGGGCGAUGUGUGUGUAGCGUCAUUCGAAUGGAGCUGCAGUGGGAUUUGCAAGUCGGUAGAGAGAAUGAAGAUAGUCCAUGAAGUGUGUAGUGAAGGAGAAGGUGCUGUUUGGAAUGCACUUCUCUAA